AUGUCAGAUUUUGCAUUUAAUAAUUAUUGUAUCCAAUGUGAUCAAUUAUGUCCAACAAAUUCAGUAUAUUGUUCAGAAACUUGUAAAAAUCAAGAAAUACAAUCGUCAAUAUUAGAAUUAAAAAAACAAAAAGAAUCAAUAAGUUAUAAUCACAACCAUAGUAGCACAUCAACAUCAGAAUCAUCAACAAACAGUUCAACAGAAUUAGUAUCACCUUUAUUAACACCAGCUUUAUAUUUACAACAACAACAACAACUAUAUAAUAAUUCACAAUUAUCUAUCUCAUCUCCUUUGCUAUUAUCCCAAUCAAAUGAAGAUGAAGACUUUUCAUCAUCAAAUGAUUUAAAUUAUUUUGAUUUAAAUUAUUCAAUAAAUUCAAAUAUAAAUUAUACAACAAAUAAUGAUCAAACUUCAAAUAAAAAUUCAAAUGAAGAAUUAAUUAAUUCUACUUCUCAUAAUUAUAGAAAAUGGUUAACUGCUUUAUGA
This is a messenger RNA of Lodderomyces pseudojiufengensis, 486 nucleotides long. RefSeq lists its product as uncharacterized. The coding region runs from base 1 to 486 and encodes 161 amino acids. The record is from RefSeq and is a predicted model, not a curated record. The transcript has a single exon. NCBI's taxonomy places the organism in Eukaryota, Fungi, Ascomycota, Pichiomycetes, Serinales, Debaryomycetaceae.